GAGAGAAAGCCCGACCGGCCGGCUGGGGAAGAGCUGCAUGCAACCGGUGGGAGGCCGGGCCGUCUGGGGCUCCGGCUUGAGCUCGGAACGUUUCUUGGCGGGUCUCUGGCUGCGAGCGCGGACCGCCCGGCGGCGGCGGCUCUGAGCUGGCAGGCGGAGGGCUGUCUCCCGCGCCCGCCUGCCCGGCGCGGUCCGAGGAUGCGGGGGGGCGAUGCCCGGGGCCAGGGACGCGCUCUGUCACCAGGCGCUGCAGCUGCUGGCCGAGCUCUGUGCCCGUGGGGCCCUGGAGCACGACAGCUGCCAAGAUUUCAUCUACCACCUGCGGGACCGUGCCAGACCCCGGCUCCGUGACCCAGAUAUCUCAGUGAGCCUGCUGACUCUUGUGGUCACUGCCUGUGGUCUUGCCCUCUUUGGCGUGUCUCUCUUCGUGUCUUGGAAACUCUGCUGGGUUCCAUGGCGAGAACGAGGCCUACUCUCUGGUAGCAAAGACAACAACCAGGAACCUUUUAACUGCACGGACACAGAGACCAAUGAGCAGGAGAACAGUGAGGACUUCCUAGAUCUGCCCACACCCUGCCCUGACUCUUCCAUGAAGAUCAGCCACACCUCCCCUGACAUUCCCCUCUCCACCCAGCCGGGGGUCCAGGAGAACUGUGCCCAUGGCGUCCGUGUGCAGCGCCAAGUUACAGAGCCAACCUCAUCGGCUCGGCAUAAUUCAAUCCGAAGACAACUCAACCUGUCAAACCCGGACUUCAAUAUCCAGCAGCUUCAAAAACAGGAACAGUUGACUGGAAUUGGUAGAAUUAAACCUGAAUUAUAUAAGCAGAGGUCAUUGGAUAAUGAUGAUGGGAGAAGGAGUAACAGCAAAGCUUGUGGGAAACUGAACUUCAUUUUAAAAUAUGACUGCGAUUUAGAGCAGCUCAUAGUGAAGAUUCACAAAGCUGUCAAUUUGCCCGCCAAGGACUUUUCUGGGACUUCAGAUCCUUACGUCAAGAUCUAUUUGCUUCCUGAUCGGAAAACAAAACAUCAGACUAAAGUUCACAGAAAGACCCUGAACCCUGUGUUUGAUGAAGUGUUUUUAUUCCCAGUUCCCUACAAUGACCUUGAGGCUCGGAAGCUUCACUUCUCUGUGUACGACUUUGACAGGUUCUCUCGCCACGAUUUAAUCGGCCAAGUGGUGGUGGAUCACUUCUUAGACUUGGCUGAUUUCCCCAGGGAGUGCAUCCUUUGGAAGGAUAUUGAAUAUGUCACUAACGACAAUGUGGAUCUUGGAGAGCUGAUGUUUUCCCUCUGUUAUCUUCCCACGGCUGGCAGGCUGACCAUUACCAUUAUAAAAGCAAGAAAUUUAAAGGCAAUGGACAUAACAGGAGCAUCAGAUCCCUAUGUGAAAGUGUCACUGAUGUGUGAUGGCAGGAGACUGAAGAAGAGGAAAACAUCCACCAAGAGGAACACGCUGAAUCCUGUUUACAACGAAGCCAUAGUCUUUGAUGUCCCUCCUGAGAACAUUGACCAAAUCCAUUUGUCCAUAGCAGUCAUGGAUUAUGACCGUGUAGGUCACAAUGAGAUCAUUGGCGUGUGUCAAGUUGGCAACGAGGCCGAGAGGCUGGGCAGAGACCACUGGAGUGAAAUGCUGUCAUAUCCUCGGAAGCCCAUUGCACAUUGGCAUUCCCUGGUGGAGAAACGAUGACUAUGAAUUAAAGAACUGCUUGACCCAAGGCACAGUAGGACAACAUCUAACAAAGAUCUUAAGUAACUUUUUCCAUCCAGCAACACCCGGAUGACUCCAGUGACCAAAUGCUCAGCUGUAAACAGCAAUAACUGGCCAUCUUUGCUAUUUGGAUUUGGUGAACCUGAAUAGUCCAGCCACUUUCUUCGGGUGGCCCAUGGUGUUGAACUACAGGGGAAGCUUGUCUCUCAUUGCCAAGAACCAAGAUUGGACUAUGGAAGAAAGCGAGUUGACAUAGUGAGAGUCCCAAGAGUGUCAGGACUCUUAGUGAUUGAUAUAAAGCCCUUGGUGAUGGAAACAUAGCACCUGCUGUGGCAGUGGUCACUCCGACAUGAUUAUUUGCUUGAAUGCCCUGGAAGGAUAAAAUAUUUAAAAAUAUAUCCAGGUGCUAGCAGCAGAUCUCAAUUCAAACUCCACUACCUACCCUAGCUAACAACUGUCUUUGGAGACUAACUUUACCUUAAGGAGUACUCCAGCUUUGCAAAGAAUAGCCCCCAGAGAAUAAUAGGAUAAGCAGGCCACUCCCCUGGAGAAAAAUCUAGUGUAAAGAGGGUUAGUUUGCAGAAAAUUCACUGCCUCCUCCCAUGUACAUGGCAGACUACCAGUUGAUCGUGGCCCUCUUUUAUGCCAAAACUGGAUUGUGAGUUUUGAGAUUCUACAACAUUAUUUUUAAGUAACCAAGUCACUUCCUUUCAAUUGGUAGUGUUAUUAGAAUCAAAUUGAAUUGUCAUCUCUAUUAGAGAGGUAUACCUCUCAGGUCAUAUGCAUUCUGGAAUAUCUUUUCCCAGGCACAUUUGUCCAGUGAGGGAACAGCCUCAGAAGUAGGUAGAGCAUUGUGUGAAAUAAGAUCAUGGAGAUCACACAGUGGUUCCCUGGGGGAAGGCACAGCUUUGGGCCUCCUUGGCCUGAGUGCCUUCUGGGGUAUCUCCAUAUGCAGAAGCUCAGAGCCUAGCCUUGGACAGCCACAGACACAGGUUUUCUUCUCACUUCAGACACAUAUCAUUUCCAUAGCACUUGGGAGUGAAGGUCAGGGCUCUCCCCGGGUAACUCUUCCAUUAUUCAGCUUCCCUUUUGCCAAUCUGCUACCAGCUAUGCGCCCCAUCAUUAUUGCUUCUGCCUCCACAGAAAUGAAACCAAAGGCCUCAGCAUACCCUGACAGGACCAGGGGGCUGUUACCUAGUGGUCCUCUCUCUCCCAUUAUGGGUACAAGGCACCCUAUCCAUGCAUUUGCACCAUGACUUCAAGAUAACAUCUCCCUUUUCAUACAGUCUCUUUGCAGCAGAUUCCAGAAUUGGAUUGUAGUUUAUCUUACUGGAAAAUGCAUUAUCUUCAUUUCAAUUAACAUUUUGAUGUGGGACCAGCUGGACAGAAGCAGAAUCAUUGCAUAUCCUCAGAAAUUCUUAUUACCUUGGCUGCCUGGUACAAGAUGUCAGAUGUAUCCUGAUAUCAAAUCAAAAAAUGGUGGAGGCCUUUGGUGUGUGCGGCAGUAUUAAUACACUCAAGCUUCAUGCAUUCCCCAACCUGCCUAAUUCAUUUCCAUAUCAUUAUCUUUCAACCUUGGGAUUCAAAGGGAAUCCCGGUCCUGCCUAUGUCUAAAGACAUGAGAAAAAUUCAUCUCUCUUUGCCCAAGGUUCUCCUCAGCUCAUCCCUCCCACCUUAGCAUCUUCCACCAUAGCAGUGUUUAGAACCAAAGCACGAAGGGCUAGUGCCAGCAAGAGAGUGCACAGAAAUAUUGUCAAUAGAUCCAGGCAGAAGAGCCCAAAGGUAUGAUCCCAAAGAAACCAGACUGUCUCCAGUAGCUGUCAGUGGUCAUCCCAUUCCACUUUGGCAUGCCCUUGGCAAUGGGAGCCUGGGUUGGAGAGCCAGUUGUGCCUAUUGUUUCCACCUCAGCAUCUUCCUGCCCAGAGCUAGCAGCCCUGAGGCCCUAAUGAGUAUGCUACUGGCUUGUUGGUAUGAAACAUGGUGGCUUUGUAGGGGCAAUCAGGCAAAUGUGACUACCCACAUGGUAGGUAUUUUGUGUCUGGAAAGCUCUGCCCAGCCAGUACAGCUGUGGCCAGAGUCUGGUUAUAAAUUUGAACUCCUUCAGCCCAUUUGCAACUCUGCCUCUGUUCUCUUGCAUUCUGUUUGGUUACCCUUUAGUUUCCUAGUAAAUGUUCCUUUUGAAAAACUCAAA
This is a messenger RNA of Marmota monax (woodchuck), 3899 nucleotides long. RefSeq names its product synaptotagmin 9 (gene Syt9). The record is from RefSeq and is a predicted model, not a curated record. Gene Ontology annotation, biological process: regulation of dopamine secretion; regulation of calcium ion-dependent exocytosis; cellular response to calcium ion. The transcript has 7 exons. Gene Ontology annotation, molecular function: phosphatidylserine binding; SNARE binding; calcium ion binding. Bases 212 to 1687 code for a protein of 491 amino acids. Lineage: Eukaryota; Metazoa; Chordata; Mammalia; Rodentia; Sciuridae. Gene Ontology annotation, cellular component: dense core granule; membrane.